AUCAUUGUGUAAAUUGCUACUAUAUACUAAAAGAGCGAUAAUUAUUAACGGACAAUGGUUACGCCCCCAUGUCCCUUAACCAGUAGACAUGACAUGGUUAACCAAAUGACACUUUCCGGAAAUAUUUGACCCCCGAUAGUUGACAGGAAGGCUUAGAGUGUUAAGAACUAACGACAGUGUGUUGAAUCUAAGUAGUCUGCAUGCACAAAGAAAAGUAGGCAUCCGCAUUGUGCGUACGAAUGAAUGAGCAGGUUACUUCAAUUAUGAGAAAAAUUCGAACCAAAUUUUGUUAUAGUGUGUGACUCUGGAUAUCACAAGCAACAAAUCCACAAAUAUCACAGAUAUUGUCUUGUCAGAUUUACGGUCUUAAAACAUGGCCUUGUCAUAAUUUUCGAGAGAAAUUUGUUUCAGGCUGUGAUGUACAUGACAGUCGUGUAAGCUCUAUUUUCAAACGUAACUAUUUAAAUUUUUUUCAAGCUGUGUAGAAAGUUCGCGUAAUUCUGCAUUUACCACAUUUGUAAGAAGUUAUAGCUAUGAUUUAAUGCUGUCAGAUGUUCAUAUCAAAAUGUGUAUGCUUUGUUCCCAAAUGGCACCAUUGAAUAUUUGUUUUUCUAAUUUCAAAUGUUGGCUAGUUUGUUCAGAUUUGUUGUGCUGCUGUAGCUCUCCCUACUUCACUGUUGUGAUUUUAUGGUAAUGUAAUGUGAAACAAUAUGUGAGGCUACAGUUACAUUUAAAGUAUGAAACCUAAUAUAUUGAGCUGAAGAGCAGGGUGUACUGCAUCUGUUCAUCUGAUGUGCUUUUCUCCUAUUGCAGUGGUUCACUGUGUUAUUACUUGUGAUUGGUACUGAAAGUAAUUAUCUUUAUAGUUAAAUAAUGUGAACACUCUUUAAGCUGUGUGAUCUGCAUUUUCACUACAUCUCUAUGCGCUUGCCACUAUCAUGUUACAUUAGCUCUCAUCAUUUGGACUGUUGUUUUUAUCUUAAGCAUUUAAAUGUGUAGUGUAUCUCUAACUCAGAAAUAACAACAAAUAACUAAAAAAGUUCAAGUGGACUGCAUUAAAAAUUCAUUUUGUUCUGUUUGUGAUACUUCAUUCUUUAUUUAUAAGUGUAUAAGACCUUGUGAUAAAGUAACAGUGUCAUAUCAUCCGAUGGUGUCUCUGCAGACUGAACAUUCUCCAUAGAAUAUUGAAGAAUAACCAUGUUCGAAAUCAGGAGUCUGUUUGUCUCUUUAUUGUUGAAAACUUUGAUAGAACUCGCCUGAAACAGGGAACAUGUUAAUUUUGAUUUAUUCUUGGCUUAAUGUGAAAUUUAAUCAUUGUGUGACAUGUGAUUUUUGCUGUUUGUGAAGGUUGAAGUGCACUUAUGGUGUAUGCAGUUCUUCCUCUGCGUGCUGCUAAUGGCAGUUUGUUUCUCAUGGUCAUAGCCAGUCAGAGAACCAUGUCCCAGCAACCAGAAUCUAGCUUGAAGACAGCUGAUGACCUGCCAGAUACUGUGCUACUCAAAAUCCUUUCGUAUCUGCCAUCGGAGUACUUGGUGCAUUUUGCAAGCAGAAUAUGCACUCGAUGGCAGACACUUUGUGGAGAUUACAGUGUUUGGCAAGGGAAAGAAUAUGUGGUCACGGACAUUGGUAUAACGAGAGAGGAUUCAGAAGUAGCAUGUGCUCUGCAGCAGUGUCCAGGUGUGCGACAUGUAAAAUUCCUGCGCCCAGUGAAACCAUCUGUCUUGCAAGCUGUUGGUUUUGAUGGCAUGCUUCAAACACUUGUCUUUCAUCCUGCACAGCAGAUGUCAACAGAAGUGUUACAUCAGUUAUUUGAGCGCUGCCCUCACAUUGUUGCUCUUGGUGUACCAUCUGAUGUUUUGAAGCGGUCUGAUUGUGUACAACUUGUGGCUAGCCUAGAACGCUUGCAGCAACUGGCUGUGAAAGCAGAGAAUCGAGCUGGUUUAAACUUAGGGAUGCUAAGUGAGGGUUGUCCACACAUCACAGAUGUUGAUGCUAUGGAAGUAGUGUGCAAUCCGGUGUCACUUACAUCUUUCUUAAAAAAGAAGGGUAGUCAGUUGCAUGCACUGUCAUUGUGUGGUAUGACCACCAAUGGGGAAUCAAUCUUGCCCCUACUGGAACCAUGCCACACAAACCUCAAGAAAUUAUGCAUUACUCUGGAGAAGGCAAGGGCAAAAGGAUUUUCCAGCACGCUGCCAUUGCUUGGAAGGUUUGAAGCAAUUGUAGAGCUUAAAUUACUGGAGGUACCUGGAAAAGUGUCAAAUGAAUUGACAGAAGCAUUUUCUGGAAAUGGACUACGUCAUUUAAAAUCUGCUUGCUUCAGAGAUAUGCAUGGAUUGAGAGGGGCACCACUUGCGGCACUCCUCCGUAAUCGACCAGAACUGCAACAUCUGGACAUUAGUGGGUGCAGGCAGAUUGAGGAUUCAGAUCUGGUUAUUGCUUUGAGUGCCACAGAACCAGACCCCUUACCACUACUUUCGAUAAAUCUCUCUUCUUGUGGCAAACUGACAGACACUUCUCUCAUUGAGGUGGUGCAGAGAUGCCCAAAGUUACAAGAACUGCGCUUAUGUGCCUGCCUUACCUUGGAAGAAAAUGCACUUCAUCCUCUAGCUGGAUUGACCGAUUUGCGAGUACUAGAUGUGUCAAGAUGUUACAACAUCAAGGAAUGGUGGAAACCACUGCUGGAGCUUCAUCAAUUAAGAUGGAUCGAUGUAAGCUAUUUGACUGUUGUUCCUGACCGCUUAGAACAGAUUAUCAAGCAAAAUAAAUUCCUACGCUACAUAGGACUGCAGUUUUGCAAUGGAUUUGAUGAGAUAACAUGUGAAAGAGUGCUUAAGGCAAAUCCACAAUUGGAGCUCAACUACGAUACUGAAUACAUUAAGCAGAAGUGGCAGCAGCCAAAUGAAUAAACUCUUUCAUUAUUGGAUUUAUGCAAUCCAUGAAUUCUAAAAGCGAUCUAAAGUUGGUUCUUAUUAAGAACGAUGUCAGUAUUAUCUGUCAAGUUCAUGAACAAUAAAAAUGAAUUAUUAUUUUUUACCCAAUAUUCAUAGAAAUUUAUGUGACAAUCCCAUACACUAAUUAAGGGGCUCUGAAAUUGAGUAGUGAGCCAUUAUUUUUGUAUUGUCUUUUUUGUAAUGGAAAUAAAAAUAUGUCUGUUGCUUGUAUAUAUUUUGACACCUGUUUUACUGAAAGAGAGAGAUUGAGUAUCUGAGGCUGUGAAUUGUUGGUAUAUCUAUUCUGCUUGCACUAUUGUAAAAAUUUCUUUUUUUAUCUUAUUUUGUAAGGUUCUGGAUAAACCAGUGUAAUGAACAAAAGCCUUUAAAAUAAAUGUGCAUUGUGCAGA
Molecule: messenger RNA, 3340 nt
Organism: Schistocerca americana (American grasshopper)
Lineage: Eukaryota; Metazoa; Arthropoda; Insecta; Orthoptera; Acrididae
Product: dynein regulatory complex subunit 6-like
Exons: 5
Coding region: 1362-2906 (514 amino acids)
Biological process (GO): SCF-dependent proteasomal ubiquitin-dependent protein catabolic process
Cellular component (GO): SCF ubiquitin ligase complex
Molecular function (GO): protein binding
Source: RefSeq, a predicted model, not a curated record